UAAUGACGACGAUGACGACAACGAACGACGGCCGCGCUCUUUUUUUGGUCUGUUUUGAUAUUUGACGAGUCAAAAUGGCGUCUACAUCACAGAUGAGAAUCUGCGAGUCCUCGUGGCUGUCCUAGCGAAAUCGUUUCGCAAAGUCGUAUGCGCGUAUAUUGCAUACUCUCUGAGAAUCCGACGUUGAGCUUUUCCUGUAUGGAUUUUGACGGUCAACGCGAUCGUAUAUUCGUGGCGACACAUCACGCUACUCUCGAUCUCGACGCGCGACAAGUAGCGUAUUCGAGUAGUGCGCGAGCAUUCCUUUGCUUCCGCGUGCAGAAUUGUAUUAUUAUUAUUAUUAUAUAAUCGUUAUUUAAAAUCCUGUUAUCCAAACGUUGCUGGCGGAAUUACAUUUGCUCACCUCCGCUGGGAUUUGACUCUUGUAGGAAGUGCUUGAUUGCGCGAGGAAUGCGACCACGAUGCCUGUUAUCCAGUUCACAUGACAUUAUUUCUAUGUGUGGAACUGUGAAUACAUGGAUCAUUGCUCUCUAGAAAGUCGAUAGAAUAAAGGACUAAAGAUUAUCGCACGGAUGACAGUAGAAACAUAAGAUGUUUGAGUCUCCGAGAAGUCUCCAGGAGGUUUGCAUUGAUUUUAUCUGCGGUAACCUUCUUGGCCUGUGCAAGAUUCACCUUAGUGAUAAUACUCAAGUAUUGUCCAAUACUCUGAGUAGUAGUUCUGUCUCUGAUCAACAAGAUAUUUGUACACUAAACAGUAAUAGCACAGAAGUUGCUUUUGAUACUGCAACAGGUAGAACAUCGUCUAACGAUGCUUCCUUCAGCUCACCAACCCGGCUUACCUUUAGACAUCCGGAUGCCUUCUUGCCGGCCGAAAUAUCAGAGCAAUUAUUAUCCAACCUAUGUGAGAAGAACACAUUAUCUGAUUUGACAAUUACACUUUUUGAUUCAAAAACCACUAGAUUGAGGCACGUACGAUUGAAAGAUGCAUCAACAUUGUCAGCUAAAGGUUUAAGUGUUCUUAAGCAGCAUAAGGUUAUAGAUUUAAUAGUAAAUGGUCUGAAAAUCACUGUUAAUGAUUUAAUUAGUUGUUUAGGCGAUUGGAGUAUACAAAAUCUUAGGUCGCUAAGUGUAGCUAAAGGAAGCUUUAUGGAUUUUUCAAGACAACGCAUGGUAGAUAUCGCAACAUUAAAUAAAUUAAAGGCACUUCAUACCUUGAAUGUCUCAGGAACAGAAUUUAAUAAACAUGGCUUGGACAUAGUAGUCGAAGAUCUUCCCCUUUUAGAAAGCUUAGAUAUAUCUUGUACAAGAGUUGACGAUAUAACACCGUUGAAAAAAUGUAAAGAUCGUUUAAGGACAUUAAAUAUGUAUAAUUUAAAAAUAAGUGGAUGUGGAAAUUUAAUACCAGUGUUGCUGGAGCUAAACGAAUUAAGGCAUUUAGAUAUUUCCGAUGAGAAAGAUCCACAUGGUUUUGAAGUUUUUGCACCUGCUAAACCAAAAAUAACAGACUUUUUAAAAACUUUGAAUUGUAUGCCUCAUUUAACAACUUUAGACUUAUCAGGUAAAGAUGAUAUAAAUCCGAAAGAUUUAAAAAAUUUCAUUGCAUCACAUGUACGUUUGAGAUUUCUGGGAUUAGUACAUUCUGAUGCUUGUUACGAUGAAAGUUUUAUAGAUUCAACACAUAAGGAUUAUAGAUCUGAACUUGUUAUCAGUGGUACAGCAACAGAAUCUCAAAUUUUGGAAGCUCUUAGGAGGUAUACAUACAGACCAAUAUAUCUUCAAAAAUGUCUAUUUAACUUAUUCCGUUUGACACCAAAUUUUCUUGAACCACGAGUUGAUGUGAUAAAAUUAGUGUUACCUGGAAUGAAAGAACAUCCACAGGAAUUUCGUGUACAAAUGGCAGCUACUGCGUGUAUCUAUAAUCUUACAAAGGGUGAAUUAGCUCUUAUGAUUCAUCCAUCAAUACUUAAACAAAUAGUCGAAUUAACAUUAUUAGCAAUGGAAUCAUAUCCAACUAAUCAUCAACUUCAAAAGAAUACAUUAUUGACCCUGUGUAGCGAUAGAAUUCUGCAGGAUGUUGCAUUUGACAAAUAUAGAUGCGCGAGAUUAGUUAUGAAUUGCUUGUCAACAUUUGAUGAUGCAUCCAUGAAUCGUAUGUCUGUGGCUAUUUGCUCGAUAUUAGCAGCAAAAAUAUCAACAUUGGAAACGUCUAUGCUUGGUGCACAGCCGCAAUAUAUGUUGAAAUUGCUUGCAAUGGUUAGAUCUAAGGUUGAAUCCAAAUUAGUAGAUAUUACAAUGAAAUUUACAUUAAGCGCUCUUUGGAAUUUAACGGAUGAGAGUGCUGCUACAUGCAAGGUUUUUCUUGAUGAAGGUGGAAUGGAGUUAUUUCUUGAAGUGUUGGAUAGCUUCCAAGGAGAAUCUAGUGUGGAAACUAAAGUUCUUGGUUUGUUAAACAACAUAGCAGAGGUCGAUCAUUUAAGACCACGACUUAUGCAACCUCGGUUUAUAAAAAUGCUUUCUAUGCUGCUUGAUUCCGAGCACAUUGAUGUAUCUUAUUUCGCAGCUGGUAUCGCUGCACAUUUACUUAGUGAUGGUCCUCGAUCUUGGUGUAGUAUGCCAUCACAACCGAGCAGGGAGCAAUUAUUGGAUCAACUGGUUCAUGCUGUAACUCAUUGGCAAACACCACAAGGAGAAAUGGUUGCUUAUCGUAGCUUCCAACCAUUUUUCCCAUUGUUACGUUGUACAGAUGCAUAUCCCGUUCAACUCUGGGCAGUAUGGGCAAUUCAUCACGUGUGCACAAAAAACCCAAAACGUUAUUGUGUGAUGUUGAUCAGAGAAGGAGGAGUAGAAACUUUAAAACAAUUGGAAAAAACACAUACAGAAUAUACAACACAACCGAAUUUGCAAAGUUUAUGUCAAUCAAUUUUGGAAACGCUUGAAUUAAACUCUUAACGAUAGUUUUUGCUUUCCAAUUUGAAAAUUAAAUACCACAUGGUAUACUAGUCAAUGUUUAUCUUAGUG
Messenger RNA from Atta colombica, 3018 nucleotides. Its product is annotated as protein zyg-11 homolog B-like. The transcript is spliced from 10 exons. NCBI's taxonomy places the organism in Eukaryota, Metazoa, Arthropoda, Insecta, Hymenoptera, Formicidae. Gene Ontology annotation, cellular component: Cul2-RING ubiquitin ligase complex. The record is from RefSeq and is a predicted model, not a curated record. Bases 592 to 2949 code for a protein of 785 amino acids.